AUGGAGUACCUUCCAAGCUUAACACAGGAGUUCGAUGAGUUCAAGCCGUCCCUCUUCGUACAUCUAGAACUUCUUGCCGAGCAGCAAUUAUCGGACCUCCUUCCCCCUUCUCUCCGAUACCUUCUUGCCGUUGCUACCCACCGCCAUCCUCGAUAUCUUCUCCGGAUUCUCAAUUCGUAUGACGAGGUCUACGCUCUUCUUUCGCUGGUCGUUGAACGCUACUACCUUCGGACGUUUGGCGGCUCAUUCACAGAGAACUUUUAUUCGUUGAAGCGUGAGCGCGUACUUCGCACGAAGAAUGGCGAGGUACCUCGCGCUCAAGUGGGCGCCGGGGGUCCCGUGCGCGAGGCUCUCAAGCUUCAUAAUACCGAUGUGUGGAAGAACCUGUUCGUCAUGGUCGGCAUCCCUUACCUGAAACGCAAAUUGGAUGAAGGAUAUGAUAUCCAUGCCGCACCACAAGCUUCGCUGGUUAUGGGCGGCGGGCCCCGCUAUAACCCAAGCGACGAUUUACCUCCACGCCCUACAAUUCGCCAACGCAUCUUCCAUUAUUAUAAGUGGUUUCUGCGUAAUGUAUAUCCAUCCGUCAACGCAGCCUAUUAUUUUUCCAUUCUCGCCUUUAAUCUUGCAUACCUCUUCGAUAAUACCAAGUACUCGUCGCCGUUUCUUUGGCUGAUCGGGACGCGCAUUCGGCGUCUGGGGGCGGCUGAUCACCGUGCCAUUGCCGAGGUGCUUGAUCCCAAGCCUGCUCCUGGUGGAAGCCGGUCUCAGAGACCCGGCUCAGGGCUGCUGGGCCUUUUCAGCCCACAGAACUUACAUACGCAGGCAUUGACCUCUCUGCGCUAUUUUCUUCCCGCCUCCAUUUUUGCACUCAAGUUCUUGGAAUGGUGGCAUGCAAGUGAUUUCUCUCGUCAGCUAGCCCGCAAGGCGACCGAGGUCCUUGAUCUCCCUGCCCCUGUUGUCUCGGGGUUGAGCAGUCCAGCGGAGCGACGAAAGUCAGGGCAGGAUGAGAAAGAAAAGAAACACUCCGAAUCGGAGAAAAAAAAGCACAGGAGACCUCAAGUCCGCUCUCAAGCCCCCUCGUCGCCACCAGCCUCCGAUAUCUGCAACAUCAUAUCUGCCCAUCUAUACUGUCCCAUUACCCCCGCCCGAUGCCUCGAGUGCGAAUACUUGCCCAGUUUGCUUGAAUACCCUUGCAAACCCAACUGCUUGCCAAACGGGAUACGUGUUUUGCUAUGUUUGUAUAUUCCAUUGGCUUAA
Penicillium chermesinum is the source of this 1257-nucleotide messenger RNA. RefSeq names its product ubiquitin-protein ligase peroxin 12 (gene pex12). Gene Ontology annotation, molecular function: ubiquitin-protein transferase activity; zinc ion binding; protein binding. Gene Ontology annotation, biological process: protein monoubiquitination; protein import into peroxisome matrix. The transcript has 2 exons. The record is from RefSeq and is a predicted model, not a curated record. NCBI's taxonomy places the organism in Eukaryota, Fungi, Ascomycota, Eurotiomycetes, Eurotiales, Aspergillaceae. Gene Ontology annotation, cellular component: peroxisomal membrane; peroxisomal importomer complex. The coding region runs from base 1 to 1257 and encodes 418 amino acids.